GUAUUGCCUCGACUGGACGGUUGUACGCAUGUGCAGAGGGACUCAUAAGCUUCCGUUUGAACUUUGCCGAUAAGUGAUGGCAGAGCUGCACAAACGUCGACAUGAGUUCGGCGACAGAAACCUGUCACCUGAGGGAGCAUCGUCCAGAACCAAAAGCGACACAUCUGGUGACAGCCCCGCAGUGUUUCUGAAGCUGCUGGCUGCGGGCUUUUACGGAGUUAGUUCGUUUCUCAUCGUUGUUGUCAACAAAAGCGUCCUCACCAGCUACAGAUUUCCAUCGUCAACAUGUGUUGGAAUCGGCCAAAUGUUGGCUACAAUUGUAGUUCUAGGGAUUGGGAAGAUGUUGGGCAUAAUCUCAUUUCCAGGUUUGGAUCUGAGUAUACCACGCAAGAUGUUCCCGCUGCCUCUGCUGUAUGUUGGGAAUCAAAUAUCAGGACUGUUUGGGACGCAACGACUCAAUUUACCUAUGUUUACAGUUCUGAGGAGGUUCAGUAUUUUUCUCACCAUGGUGUUUGAAGGAGUUUUGUUGAAAAAGACUUUCUCUGCCUCAGUUAAAAUGACAGUGUUUACCAUGAUCUUUGGUGCUUUCAUUGCUGCCAGCGCUGAUUUAGCUUUUGACCUUGAAGGAUACAUAUUCAUAAUGAUGAACAAUGCUCUGACAGCGGCCAGUGGGGCGUAUGUGAAGCAGAAACUUGAUUCCAAGGAGCUGGGCAAAUAUGGGCUUUUAUACUACAAUGCUCUGAUCAUGAUUUUCCCCACUGUGGCCUAUGCUUACUACUCAGGGGACUUGCAAGCGGGGUUGGAUUAUGAUGGAUGGUCUGAUCAGCUGUUUGUUGUUCAGUUUGUGCUCUCCUGUGUCAUGGGCUUUAUUUUAAUGUACUCCAUCAUGUUGUGCACACAGUACAACUCAGCACUCACCACCUCCAUCAUAGGCUGUAUUAAGAAUAUUGUUGUGACCUACAUUGGGAUGGUGUUUGGUGGAGAUUACAUAUUCACCUGGACUAACUUUAUAGGUCUAAACAUCAGUAUCGCUGGCAGCCUGGUGUACUCCUACAUCACCUUCACACAGGAACAAACAAAAAAGGCGUAAACCGCAGUUUCAACCCAACACUGAAGAACAAAGAAAACGUCCAGAACACAUUUUACUAUCUGCGUACUGUUUGUAGAUAUAUAUCAUUUUAAAUUCAUGCUGUUAAAAUGUUUUACAAACAUUUUUUAUGUAUUUUUAUUUCUGUUGCAAUCAUAGAAAGUUGUUAUCUGCUCUUAUAUCUGUAAAGACGAAGAAGAAGUGCCUUAACUUUUUAAAAAUAAUUAUAUUUCACUGAUUAAAAACAAUGGUAUGAGAAUUUAUGAGAAAUCAAUAAACUGAAAGGAUAGAG
Molecule: messenger RNA, 1379 nt
Organism: Lates calcarifer (barramundi perch)
Lineage: Eukaryota; Metazoa; Chordata; Actinopteri; Centropomidae
Product: UDP-N-acetylglucosamine/UDP-glucose/GDP-mannose transporter
Exons: 13
Coding region: 77-1090 (337 amino acids)
Cellular component (GO): Golgi apparatus
Molecular function (GO): antiporter activity; GDP-fucose transmembrane transporter activity
Source: RefSeq, a predicted model, not a curated record